Molecule: messenger RNA, 620 nt
Organism: Hyposmocoma kahamanoa
Lineage: Eukaryota; Metazoa; Arthropoda; Insecta; Lepidoptera; Cosmopterigidae
Product: small proline-rich protein 2H-like
Exons: 2
Coding region: 10-432 (140 amino acids)
Source: RefSeq, a predicted model, not a curated record
CUAAUCAAAAUGAGUGCCCCAUUUUACAGUUUUGACCCAUGCGUAUGCUCAGGUCGGCCGUGUGGGGCUUGUUACCCGUAUUCAACGAAACCCUGUGUGGCGUCGUGCAACGAUUUGUCUCCUUGCUCCACGUGUCCUGGUGGCGGUUGUUCGCCUUGCCCCGCACCCGUACGCCCCUGCCCAACACCCUGCCCGCCACCUCCAGUUCUUCCCUGCAUACAGCCUUGCCCUCCUUGCGACAAGGGUCGAAUUCCUACGGGAUGUGAUUUCUACCGAGAAUCUAUAGCAAUUCCGUGCUGUCGCCCGAACCGAUGCAAACCUUGUCCUUGCUACUGUUGCACAGAACCGGCAGUGUGCACGCCUAAGCGAUGCAGCUUUCCGGGAACGCCUGUCUGCACGAACUGCUGCGGCCCAUGCAUGCCCUUGUGGUAGCAUUGUGGAGUCUACAAACAUUUUAAAUCAUAAAUUAAUGAACUUAAGUGCAAUUCUGUCCUAAAUAAGAGCGGAGUCACUCAUAAAAAAUAAGUGAAAUCUAUAAUUGUACUUCGCGUGUUGUCCGUCGGCGUCUUUAAGAUAGGCUGUUAUAAGUUGAGAAAACGUCUUUGUACUGAAUUAAAAAA